Messenger RNA from Drosophila simulans, 4889 nucleotides. RefSeq lists its product as uncharacterized. The record is from RefSeq and is a predicted model, not a curated record. The transcript is spliced from 2 exons. Lineage: Eukaryota; Metazoa; Arthropoda; Insecta; Diptera; Drosophilidae. The coding region runs from base 3797 to 4258 and encodes 153 amino acids.
CUUGAACCCUGGGAUAGAUAAGCUUUGAGCGCAAAAACAUCUGUUUGUGCGAUCGCGUGGCAGCUGGGCAGCGGAGUCGCACUUCGAGCAAAUUCAUUCUUUUUUUGAAUGAAAAUGAUUAAGUUUCACUAUUAUUUCACUGAUAGGGACUUGGGGGGUCACUAUUUACUAUAUAUGUGCCAGUAUUCUGGACUUGUCCAUAAGUUUUUACCGCGAAAACUAAUUUCACUUCUUCCACUUUUUCAGCUGCGUAUUGUUAGACACGAACCAUUUCUUCUAUACCUCUAAGAAGAGGAAGAAUUCAAGAAACUAAGCAUCAAGUUAAACCCGAAGAAAACCGAAGUUUCAUGCUUCUUCGAAGCUUUUAAACGAAAACGGCAAAAAAUAUUACACGUACCAACUCAAAAGCAGUAAAGGGCUGCAAGUGGUACUAAAAGGCAUUGAGCCUGAUGUCACACCCAAUGAAGUUGCAAAUUCACUUCACGAAAAGGGCUUUAACGUUAAAUCAGUUAUAAAAAGCCCCAACCGCUCUUCAAGGUCGAGCAAUCUACAAUUCUUAUUACACCUUAAAAUUACUGUAGAAGAACCACAAAGGCGUAAUGGUCCAACUGCCAAGAAUAUGGCCGCAGCAAGACAUAUUGUACCCUUCCUUCCGUUUGCGUCGCCUUGCCCGGUUAAUAAAAUUCAAAUAAAAUUUGGUAAUUAUGGUGAAAACCACACAUCUAAUUACCGGGAAAUGUCUACAAAGAUCUUAAAAGUCGCAUGAACGUGAAUAAUUACACGCGCCUCCAACGUAACUAUUCACCUGCCCAGAUGCCAAGACCCAGGGACAAGAUGCCCCACUUGUAAUCACGUUGGACUCAGGGGCGGCUGUUAAUUGAAUAGGUAGCAGGUUGGCUUAGCACUUCUUAAAAGAAAACAUUCCAUUUAAAAAAAUUGCACCAAAAGUAAGCACUGCCAAUGGUAACUGACAAGAAAAUGUGAGAAAAGUUUGUCCAACAGUUCUCUACGACCAAAGGACGGAAGAUAUAGAAAUAUACAUUGUGGCCACAUUAAAGCAGGAUCCUAAUAUGGUAGCAAUUGAACAUGAGUUGUUCGGAGUUGACACAAAUCAGGUAUUUGGCAAAAAACAUAAUAUCCCAUUUAAUAGAUGCAGGACAAGCCAAAGUUAAACAGACGCUUUACCUGCAAUGAAGAAUGAUUAAGUUAGGAGUAAUAGAAGAAUCUGAUAGUUCGUGGUCAUCACCCUUAGUUUACACCCUCGUUUAUAUUUGGAUAGCCGAAAAAUGAACGCAUUCACACAAAAGGAUGCUUAUCCACUUUCCCAAAUCAGCGGCAUUUUGGAGAAAGCGGAAUUCAUAACCAGUCUAGAUUUAAAGAAUGCAUAUUGGCAGGUUCCCUUUUAUGUAGAUUCGAGGGACAAAACAGCUUUUAUAGGACCAGGAAGCCCGCUGUACCAUUUUAAAGUCAUGCCUUUCGGGUUAUGUAAUGUCUAGACUAAUCGACAAAGUUAUCCCGCCCCAGUUGCGGAAUAAAGUGUUUGUCUAUUUAGAUGACUUGCUUAUCGUGUCAGACACGUUAAAUAAGCAUUUGGAGGUACUAUACGAAGUGGCAUUGCACAUUAAGCCAGUUGGACUAUCGAUCUAAAUUGGGAAAAGCAAGUUUUGUUCCAAAAGAGUAAUAUAUCUAGGGCAUAUAGUGGGAGAUGGAGGAAUUCGUAUGGAUCCGGAGAAAAUCGAUGCAAUAACUGAGUUUAACGUGCCUAAAUCCCUUAAGGCUGUAAGGAGUUUUUUAGUUCUAUGUGGCUGGUAUCGGAAGUUCAUUGGCAAUUUCACGGCAGUGACAGCUCCGCUCACAGAUUUGCUAAGCACGGGAGGGAAGUUUUUGUUCAACAGAAGCUCUAAAAGAUUUUGAUGAUUUAAAACAAAAAUUUUGUGAAGCUCCAGUUCUCAAAAUCGCAGACAUUUUGUAUACACUGCGAUGCCAGCAAGGCUGGUUUGGAGAGGUCUUAGUUUAGCUGUCUGAGGAACCAAAGAGUUCGUUGCGGAGAUUCACAGAAAGGGACAUGAUGACUCUCUUUCUGCUCUUAGAGGAAUUAAUGAAACUAUCGAGCGGAUUCGUCAAUAUUAUUUUUGGCCAGGACUUGAACCGCAUAUCAAGAAGUACCUCUCGUGGAACUUGCAUGACUACCACAGACUUCCGCCAAACAGAAUCAGAACGAAUUUUCUAGAAUUUAUAUAUAGAUUUUCUUGCGACUUAUCGUGGAUCAGGCAAUGGUAACAUUGGCAUAUUUAUAGAUUUUGACCAUAUAACCAAGUCAACCGGUAAAAAAAAAACGCUGAUGUUUUCGUGAAGUAUUCAGAGACAGAGUUGUUCCAUGUGUUUGGCGUAUCAUAAUAUCGGAUAAUAGCUUGUAGUUCCCGUCAGGGGUUGUUCAAAAUCUUUUGGAUAAACACACGGUGACACACUCAUUUACUGCAGUUCAUGCACUUCAAGGGAAUAGUUGCUGCAAUCCGCUAGUAUAUAAAAGGAGACCAAAAGGUUAGAUCUUCAUAUAUGUUGUGCGCUGAGGUCAUCGGUGCAUUCCGCAGUAGGGACAAGCCCUACCACGACAAGGACAUACGGCAAUAGCUGGCUUCUCGCGGUACCAGUACUGGUUCUCUUGCGUUCCCCAAAGAUAUUAAGAAAUGUAGUGUCAAGUUAGUGGCUUUCAAGCCGCCAUGCCAGUAGGUAUCGCAAGGGGAUCAACCACCUGGUGGUACGCGCCGUGCUGGCUAAUCGUAGUUGGGCUGGAGCUGGAAACUCUAAAAAUUUCCACAUCUCCGGACCGGACUAAGGUGUCAUUCGACCCGUGCCGAGAGUCUGCCAGGCUGGGGACCCGGGAAGCAACUAGACCAAUCGCUUACGGAGAGUCCGGGCAAGUGGCAUCCGCCUGGUCUGGCUAGCCUUACCCGGGUACUCCAGAUCUCUGCCCGGGUGGACCGCUUAUUUCUCUGCAACUCGUGGGAACCAUAAAAAAAAUAGACCCACAUUUUAAAAUACCGCAGACCUUGACUGCGGGAUAUGUCGCAAGACAGUUUGAGGACCGUCUCCUUGACGGGGCGGCCUACUUCAGUGGUAACACCAAAAAAUUUUCCUAAUCGGAGUGUGCCAAGAAUCGGGCAGCCACACCGAGUCACUCGACUAUGGUCCAAGCCGGCCAAGCGGAACGGUCUAAAAACCCAUUACCGCAACUUGGUCGGGAUGGGGCCCGGGAUGACCCUAACCGUAAGGGGCUGAGCGGGGCCAGAGCGAAGUAGUAUCUUCUUUACCUUCAGCAAGGCAAGCCACCUGCUUAAGCUUUGUCUCUGGUUAAGACACCGCAGCCGCUAGAGCAAAGGCCCAACUCUGCUUCGAAGCGGGCAAACUCCACCCUGUCGCCUCCGACGGAAACGCCUAAGAGGCAGAAGGUGGAGAAGAGCAGGCUCCCUUCGACGGCCCAAGUACCUUAAGGGCUGCAAAAGCCACUGAGGUACGCAAGCCAUCAUAUGCGGCCGUAACUGGGGCCAUUAAAGUUGCGGUCGUACCAGAGGGGUACCCCAAAGUCGUCCUUAGCAGUGAGAACCUCUCACAGCUCGAGGACGCACUACUGGAGGAAAUAGUCCUGUCCGGUUGGGAUUCUCCAAUCAAGUUUGGAGGAAUCCACUUCAGGGUGGGUCACCUGAUAGUGGACUGCCGCAAAGCAACCACUGCUGAGUGGCUGCAAUUAGCAGUCCCCAGCCUCAGUAAGUGGAGCGGUGUCUCCCUGGAGGUAAAGAUGGGCAACGACUUGCCAUCGUCACACAACAUAACCAUCUUCUGCCCCAGGACCGGGGGAAAAACAACAAAGUGGAUCAUGGAAUUGAUAAAGAAACAGAAUGACCUUGACACUGAGAACUGGCGUCUCAUAUCAAGGAAGAAUGAGGGUGGUGGCUCGCUCCUCAGCCUUGGCAUUGAUGACAACUCAUGCGCCAAGAUUAUUUUUAGUGACCAUAAGCUGAGCUUCAGGUUUAGAGACAUCUCAGUUUGUGGUUUAAUGAAGGCCAAAGUGAUCAAAUCCGGCACAAGACAGGUCGAGACUCCUCGAAAUCCACCAGUCUCCGCGGAGAAGGAGAAGCCCAAUAAGCUCUCCGAAUCCAACGAGGAUCUGGUGGAGGAUGAGGAUCUCGAUGCGACCGUCAUCGAGAUGGGGGAACAGAUCCUCUCAGAAGCUAGGCAUGGAACUAGACCUGUUGAGUGAGGAAGAAGCUGUAGCGGCGGAUGAUGAUCUGAGCAUCUCCAGACCAGUAACGCCGAUGAUGGAGCCGAUCAUCUAAUGGUCGGGAGUACAGGAAUAGCUCAGGUGAACAUCCAUCGCGGCAAGGCGGCCUCGGUUGUGCUGGCAAGGAUGUUCACCAAACAACAUCUUGGGCUAACCCUGGUUCAGGAACCCUGGUAUAACCAGGGAAUAAAAGGACUGUACGUGAAGAACAAGAAUUUCUCACCCGGGACUGUGUACCGAUCGUGGUAAAAGAUGUGGGAGCAGCCAAGAAGACUGUGGUGGCAUCGCACACUUUGUCGGUGACUAGGCGUGCCCACCGCCCGAAAUACUGCACUGGUUAAACACUGUAAGAAGAUGCACUUACCCAUCAUCAUUGGAUGUGAUGCAAAUGCACAGCACGUGAUAUGGGGCAGCAGCGACGUAAAUCAAGGAGGUGGGUCACUCUUAGAAUUUAUCUUGAAUAACAAUCAAGAAAUCCUAAAUGUCGGCAAUGUUCCGACAUUUGUUACCAGGGUAAGAUCUGAGGUACUGGACAUUACACUUUCCAGCAGAUCAGUAGCUUCGCAUAUAUGCGACUGGCACGUAUCUCCUGAGGAGUCAGUGUCAGAUC